AUGGUGUACACCACACAAAUCUUUGGCGACGCGCGUCAGUUGUCCGUCGCUAUCUUCGAACUGAAAGUCCACCGGGCGUGGUCCUCUAUCGAGCGUAGACACAGUACAGAUACAGACACGUACACAGCCAUGGCCAAAAAGACCGGAGCGACGACGGCGGACGCGGGCGUGGGCUCCAUCCUGGGCGACUUCUGCGCCAAGUACGACAAGACCACGCCCAAGAAGAUCAAGCUCAUCGACGGCUUCCUAGCCUACGUGCUGGCCACGGGCGUGCUCCAAUUUAUCUAUUGCCUGCUGGUGGGCAACUUCCCCUUCAACUCGUUCCUGGCCGGCUUCGUGUGCACCGUCGGCGUCUUCGUGCUUGCUGUGUCGCUGCGGAUGCAGAUCAACCCCGAGAACAACUUCGGCGACCGCACCGAGCAGCGCGCCUUCGCGGACUACCUCUUCUGCAACAUCAUCCUCUUCCUCGUGGUCUUCAACUUCAUGGGCUAAGUGUCGAGACAAGGCUUCGUGGCUUGCUUGCUUGUUGCUGGGUCGAGGCUGUGCUGUGUCGGAGUCAGAGGGAUAAGCGAAAUGACACGCGCAGGAUUGCAGUAUGGAAUGGAACGCGCGCGUCGAGCUGCUAGCGUUGCAGAGUUGCAGUGGUGCAGAAGCUACGAAGAGCACAGGAACAGCUUUUUGACGGCUUUCUCGUCCAAGUAAGCAAGCAGCAGAGCGAGUCUCUCGCCCCUUAAAAGUUUUCUUUUGCGUGAGAAAAGAG
This is a messenger RNA of Phytophthora sojae, 760 nucleotides long. RefSeq lists its product as hypothetical. The transcript has 3 exons. Gene Ontology annotation, biological process: protein N-linked glycosylation. The coding region runs from base 1 to 492 and encodes 163 amino acids. Lineage: Eukaryota; Oomycota; Peronosporomycetes; Peronosporales; Peronosporaceae. The record is from RefSeq and is a predicted model, not a curated record. Gene Ontology annotation, cellular component: membrane; oligosaccharyltransferase complex.